AUGAUUUAUGCUUUUUGUAAUACUUAUGAUGUUUCAUGGAAUACAAAAAGAGAUAAUACUAAUACUGAAAAACUAAAUAGUGCGCUAGUAAUUGAAAAAGGUGAUAAAGCAACCAUUAAAAUUAAUGAUAAAUGUCUUAAUAUCAAUGAAUCAACAUAUACUGAUGAUAUGUUUACUUCUAUCAUGAAAGAUUUUUGCCUAGAAGACGCUGAUUUAAUUACAAUAUGUGGGAAACUUGAAACAUCUUGCUCCCGCUAUCAUCGGCAAGGUCUACAUGAAGGUUCCAGUGUGGAUAAUACUGAACUUCCUUUAAUGCUGUCGGAAAUAAAUCUUAGUGAUGAAAACUUUACGAAGAUUGGAAACUUUGAAACCAAAUUUCUUAAUAUUGAUAAAUCUAAACGGGGUCAUAAAAUUGAUGCGGCAAUUGGAGUACGUUUGAUGAAAGAAAAUCUUAUCCAAUUUUUGGUAGUAGAAUCCAAAAAACCAGGUGCAGAUCCUAGUAAUGACAAAAGAAAACAAUUGCAAGAACAAUAUGAUCAGCUAGAGAUCACCGUUUAUGACAUUCCAGGAAGUUUAAUAGGUCGUCGUCAUUUGUUUCGACAAAAUAUAUAUGUACCAUCUAAAAUGCAAUUAAAACAUCAUACUGUUGAUUAUCUCGAAUCUUUAGUAGAGAUUAAGGAAAUUUUAAAUAAAUUGGUUAAUGAAGGAAACAAUAGUGACAAUAAUGUACAAAUAUCUAUACGUAAUGGAACUAUUGUUAGGAAACAUCGUAACUCCUCAGGUGUUAUGUAUUGA
Molecule: messenger RNA, 795 nt
Organism: Racocetra fulgida
Lineage: Eukaryota; Fungi; Glomeromycota; Glomeromycetes; Diversisporales; Gigasporaceae
Source: the annotation of a GenBank genome assembly